CCGGGACUGGCUGUUAGAAAGAUCAAGCUAACCCGCGGGCGGCGUAUUAUCUUUUUUCAUUUUUUCCCUCCGCCAGAGAAAUUUGCACGAUAUCGCUUUCUUCGAUCAUCUACCCCCAGGGACAACAAACUCACCAUGGUCGGGGUAAAGCGUCCAGUGGACGCCGGUGACGAGCGCAAGGGAAAGCGGACGAAGACGAAGACGCCAGUGUCCGUGCCCUCGAAGAAGUCCAAGUCGGCCCCCGUGAAGUCAUCCAAGUCUGUGUCGAAGAAGAGCGACAAGUCCGCCAAGAAGGAUAAGAAGUCUUCGAAGAAGAAGGUCCAGGAAGAGUCGGAGGAUGAUGAGGAUGACUUUGAUUUGGAUGAUGUUGAGGAUUCGGAGAUCGAUGCCUUGGAUAACGAGGAGGAGGAUAUCGCUAUGGAUGAUGUCGAGGAGGAUGCUGGUGAGGAUGAGGAGGAGGAAGACACUGAGAAGCAGAUCAAGUCUGCAGAGGCGUCGAAUAAGUCGCGCGAAUCACAUGCGAAGCAAAAGGCCCUCCUGCUAGAGCGUAGGGCCGCCAAACCGAACGCUGACAUGAUCGGUCGCUCGAAGAAGCUGUGGGAGCAGCUGCGUCGCAAGUCACACGUUCCCCUCGAGGAGCGGAAGAAGCUCAUCAAGGAGCUUUUCGAAAUCAUCACUGGACGUGUCAAGGACUUUGUUUUCAAGCACGACUCGGUCCGCGUUAUCCAAACCGCCUUGAAAUACGCCAACAUGGAGCAACGGAAGAUGAUCGCCACGGAACUGAAGGGUAGCUACAACGAACUUGCGCAGAGCCGAUAUGCCAAGUUCCUGGUCGGAAAGUUGAUCGUCCACGGUGAUGCUGAGGUCCGCGAUCUGAUCGUUCCCGAGUUCUACGGACAUGUCAAGAGACUCAUCCGCCACCCUGAAGGAUCCUGGAUCCUUGAUGAUAUCUACCGGACGGUGGCAACGAAGGAACAAAAAGCGAACCUUCUCCGCGAGUGGUACGGUCCGGAAUUCGUCAUCUUCAGGGAUGACAAGAAUGGACCCCCCUCCGCAGACCUUUCCAAGAUCCUCGAGGAGCACCCGGAGAAGAGGGGCCCCAUCAUGCACUUCCUCCACGAACUCAUCAACCAGCUGGUGCAGAAGAAGUCGUCCGGUUUCACUAUCUUGCAUGACGCCAUGCUGCAGUACUACCUUAACACGAAGCCGGGCAGCUCCGAGGCCAACGAGUUCGUCGAGCUGCUCAAGGGCGAUGAAGAGGGAGACUUGGUCAAGAACUUGGCUUUCACCAAGUCCGGCGCACGGGUGAUUGCGUUGAGUCUGGCAUACUCCAACGCCAAGGACCGCAAGCUCCUCACCCGUUUCUACAGAGAUACCAUCAAGAUGAUGGCUGGCGAUCUUCACGGGCACAUGGUUCUGUUGGCGGCAUACGAAGUUAUUGAUGACACCAAGCUCACAUCCAAGUUGGUUUUCCCGGAACUCUUCAACCAAGGAAUGGACGCCGAGGCUCGGAACGAAGAGCUGCUCUACCAGGUCACCGACCUGACCGCACGUAUCCCCAUCCUGUACCCAUUCGCCGGAGACCGGGUCAAGUGGCUUCUGCCCGACGGUGACCACGAGCUUUUGAAGGAGAUCCGUGAAAUCCGGAAGGAAACCUCGAAGAAAGAGCCGGAGCUUCGCCGACAGGAGCUGGUCAAGGCUGCUUCGCCGACUCUGCUCGAGUUCAUUGCCGCCCGUGCGGAUUCUCUCCUCGAGACAAGUUUCGGGUGCCAGUUCAUCUCGGAGGUGCUGUUCGACGCCGACGGAGACAAGAGCGCCGCCUUGGCCGCUGUGGCCGUUGCCGCCAAAUCCAAGGCUGACACUAAGGACGCCCCGUUCGUGGGCCGGUUGCUCAAGUCUCUCGUUCAGGGUGGACGAUUCAACCCUGCGGAGAAGAAGGUCGAGAAGGUGCAGCCACCGCUCGACUUCCACGGUCUCUUGUACGAGCAGAUCCAGGAAGAGACCAUGUCGUGGGCCACGGGAUCCAACGUGUUCGUUGUGGUGGCCCUUGCGGAGUCGGACGACUUCGCGAAGAAGGCCGAGCUGCUGAAGACGCUGAAGAAGGGCAAGAAGGCCCUGGAGAAGGCGUCGUCGGAGGCCGGUAAGGAUGGCAAGAAGGGCAGCCCGGUCAGCAGCGGCGCGAAAUUGCUACUGGAGAAGAUCCGGUAGAAGAAGUUGACAUCGAAUCCUACAACGGACAGGACAUUGUAAUAUUGGCUGGGGGUUUCUGCAAAAGCAUCCAUUACUCGACGAAGGUGUUCAUUGGAUUUUUCUUUUCUUUAAUCAUUUUUCCAUAUGUGAUAUCUCCAUCUGUACAGGGUCUGUGAUAGACAUGGGGCCAAUGAGUCAGAAAAAGCAUUUGAGAGUUACUCAUGACUACUACCUAUCUACUAUCUACUAUCUACCUAUCU
Messenger RNA from Aspergillus sclerotioniger CBS 115572, 2450 nucleotides. RefSeq lists its product as uncharacterized. The record is from RefSeq and is a predicted model, not a curated record. Lineage: Eukaryota; Fungi; Ascomycota; Eurotiomycetes; Eurotiales; Aspergillaceae. Gene Ontology annotation, cellular component: nucleolus. The transcript is spliced from 2 exons. Bases 136 to 2208 code for a protein of 690 amino acids. Gene Ontology annotation, biological process: regulation of translation. Gene Ontology annotation, molecular function: mRNA binding.